AUGGAGGAUUACGGUCAAUCCAAUAGGUUUUCCGAUUUGUUGCAGCGGCUUUCGACGGUUUAUUGUUAUCAGUGCCUUCAUGGUCCCAAUGGGAAAAAGAGCCUUGAAAUUGAGAAAUAUUUAUCAGAAGACAAGGGAAUCGACCAUGGGGCGAUUAAAAUUUUGAUAUUAGGUGGCCCUUCUAGCGGAAAAAGCACAAUAUUCAAACAAAUGAGAAUAAUUCAUAGCAAUGGUUUCACACGGCCUGACGAAUUAGAAUCGUUCAAAUCAUUAAUUUUUUGCAACAUUCGAAGUAUUUUCACGCAACUUGUCAAUGGUGCUAAUCACUUAAGCGUGUGUAUAGAUUCAAUUCAGGAGCUCAUAAUCAGUAUUAAUGAAACGUAUGCACAAUUAGACGCGGAUAGCUAUCAAUAUAGUGCCGAGGGUCGAAUGAGCCAAAAACUCGGCGAAAUGCUUAAAAAAUUCUGGAAAUCUCAACCGAUUCAAACAGUAUUUGGUAGACGAUAUGAAAUUGAAACAAUGGAUUCGACAAAAUAUUUUCUGGAAAAUAUCGAGCGAAUCUCAACAGCGGAUUAUAUGCCGAAUCUCGAGGAUAUUGUGCAUUCAAGACGGCCGACAACUACUAUAAAUAAUCUUGUUUUCACCUAUACUAGCUUAAAAUUAAAUAUGGUCGAUGUUGGUGGUCAACGCUCAGAACGCCGAAAAUGGAUGCAUUUGUUCGACGAUGCCCGAGUUGUGAUGUUCGUUGUCGAUUUGACAGGAUACGCGAAGAAGUCCGAAGAGAGCCGCGCCGAUAUUGCGCGGUUCACAUUAUUCUCGGAUUGGCGGAAUCACGCCGACAAAAUACCCGAUAUGAAAGUGGCGAUGAAAAUAUUCCAAGACGUCGUCACGAACAAAGUGCUCCAGAAUGCCGUCUAUUUAAUAUUUUUCAACAAAGUCGAUUUGUUCGAUGAGCUUCUACCUCAUGUCCAUCUCAAGACGUGCUUCACGAAAUUUGAUGGUGAGAAUAAUUUCGAAGAAACCACUCAGUACAUUCAGGACAAAUUUCUUAAGUCGGUCAAAACUCGCCGAUCGAUUUUUCCGCACCUGACAACGGCGACGAACACCGAAAACAUCAAGAUUGUUUUUCGCGCUUGCAUGGAAAGUGUGUUUAAAGCUAAUUCGCAAGCGACUGGCCUUGCGUAA
Caenorhabditis bovis is the source of this 1185-nucleotide messenger RNA. Lineage: Eukaryota; Metazoa; Nematoda; Chromadorea; Rhabditida; Rhabditidae. The record is from the annotation of a GenBank genome assembly.